CAGUAACUCCGCUGUGAUUUAUUACUUCCUUGUAUCAGUUGUAUUAGUUCUGUGGGUUGUGUUUGUGUGAGUGUUUGUCUGUAGUGUGAGUCUGAGUGUCUCUCUGGUGAUUUAACACUGAGGAAAUGCGCCGUGUAGGUGUGUGUGAUUUGGGACACGCCCACUGAGUGUGUUUUAACUGCAAGGGAACUGCUGCGUUUCUCCUCACUGAGGUGAUCUGACAACACAGAGGAUCAUUUUAAACUGUCGUUUAGCUUCUGCACAUCUCCACAGCAAGAUGAUGAACCCUGUCACGGUGCUCCUGACUCUUGCCUGUUUGAAAGGGCCUUGUUGGGAGAAAAACUCCUGCCAUGACCAAUAUGGAGAAAAGCAGCCGGCUAAACUUGCAGCUUGCAUUGCUCAGAACUGUGAAAAAGCCCUGAUACCAUGUGGAUUACAGACUAUUCAGGAUAUUGUAACAGAACUGAAGAAAGAGGAUCCAUCAGCAUCUACUGAAGCUCUGUGGCUUCAGGCUGCGGCUGCUGUGGGGAACGAUAUGGAUUCAUUUUGGCAUUGUGUCGAAAAGAUCGAUGAGGACCCCAUCGAAGGCACAAUGUGCCUUCUGGAAGCUUUUCUGGGUGACACACAGCAGGACAACAACAAGAAGAAGCCAUUAUUCAUGUUCAGCGAUGCAGAUUACAUUCUGUGCUGGAUCAGAACAUCCAUAAGAAGGCUGAUGAGCUGCUUCAGUCACUACGAUCUGCACACUUUCGAUUCUCUGCUAAAACAUUUCAACACCAAUGAAGACAUUAGUAACUGUUUCCUGAAGACCUUUCCUGACUGGGGCAAAAAAUGCAUUCCACUGUCCAUGGAAAUUUUUGGAAACAGCAUGGCGAGUUCCACCUUUGACAAGUCGCAAGGAGUUGCUGACUGUAUUAUCAUGUGGAGCAAAAUGCGGAGAGAAUGCACGUACAGGACCUUGGCUCCUCAGGGUUUCAACCUGACCCUACCAGCCGAGGUUAAAGAUAUAUCCAUCUGCAGCAUUAAUGAGAUGAUUUUAGCAACAGCAUCAUGUUAAAUACAACGAGGAAGUGACUUUCAUGUAAAUCAGACAGCAGAUAUUUCUGUCUAGUAUGAUUUGCUUUCAAAAAUACAACUACUGUUCAUGUGGAGCACUGGAUUUAUUUUCCUCUGCUUGUUUCUGUCACUUUAACUUUUGGUUUUUGACUUCUAUUUUCUCUAACUUUGUAAACGAGGACUCGUCCUCAGUGUGCUUCCUGAGAUUUAAAUAAAACAAUAAAAUCAC
Pangasianodon hypophthalmus (striped catfish) is the source of this 1285-nucleotide messenger RNA. RefSeq lists its product as uncharacterized. The record is from RefSeq and is a predicted model, not a curated record. The transcript has 14 exons. The coding region runs from base 278 to 1057 and encodes 259 amino acids. NCBI's taxonomy places the organism in Eukaryota, Metazoa, Chordata, Actinopteri, Siluriformes, Pangasiidae.